CACUAUUGUCCGAGCAAAAUGACUAUAAUGAAUGCUCAAUCCACGGACAAAAGAAUAUGGCUGAAAGACCAAUGCAGCAAAACAAUGCGAAUAGCAUGCUGAUUGUCAGCAGAUAACUUCAUUUGUUCAUAUGAGUUGUCAAUAACAACAAAAUGCGGUAGUUUAGCGAGAAGCGGAAAUUUAUCACAACUCUAGAGAGAGUCAAUCGCCGUGCAAACAAACAUGGGAAUUUGCCAUUCGUCAAAGCCUCCACCAAGAGCUCACUGCCGCAUGAGAGGUCCAGAUACUCCACCGAGUAGUCAUCAUAGCGAUAGUGAUGAUGACGAUCACUCAAGCCAUCACUCAAAUCAUAGUAAUCAUGACGAUCACACAAGCCAUCAUUCAGAUCAUAACGAGGAGGUCAAGUCAUUACAUUCCAUUCACUCGACGCAUUCCUGAUCAUGUCGAACAAAUCGUUGAAGACCAAGGAAUUAUUAGUCUAUUUUCGGUUGUAAAUGUGAAAUAAUUUAUAACACACAAUAUGCAUUGACACAACAAUUAAUUGUAGCACGAAAUGUCUAAAUGUAUGGAUUUUUGAAAUGCUUUUGUAGAAGAAUAUCCAUUUCGUUUUUUGAAAAAAGCUCUGUUCGAAGCUUCUUUGAUAUAUUUUUAAUCAAAAUUCUAAUCUUCGUUAGAUUUCUUAAUCUAGCUUCAUUGCCUGCCUAAUUCUGGCUUCACUGAAGUGUUGGGAGAGGCAGAAACGGAUUUUAAAGGCAAGGAUUGGAAGAGGGGGUAUUAGAUAAUGAUAAGAUUUUUGUACCACACUCUUCAGUUGCCUAGAAAAUGAGGAGAAGGCCCACCUUUUCAAUUGCAUUUUAACUAAAAGAUAAAGUAGAUAGGAAGGUAAAUGAACUAAAACUUUUACAACAUUUAAUUGCUAUUGACACACCCCCACACCCCCGGUAAGUCAUUGCCUGGGUAGAGGACACGAUGGGCAUGACUGUUUUCUUUAUGAAUGCAAUCAGUGGAUGAGUUUGUUGUUUGCACUGCUCUCUUUGAAGCGUCACAAAACCUUACUUUUCGAAGGACUGACAGUAAAGUCGUUACCCAAAAGUGCUGCAGUUAAACAGGAACCUUACCACCUACUUUUGUGUUAUUUCUAAUUGACGACUUAGAAUAAUCAGUGCCGCGGCAAAAGGCCAAUUAUUGGGAGGGACCGCACAAUGUUAUUUCAAAAUCCCCUUUUUGCCCCUCGAGAAGUUAAUGAUAUUAAUGAGUAACUUCUUCUCCUUGAAGCUAAGGAAUUAUUACAGUUUUUCAAGCACAUUUAGCUGGGUUGCUGGUUUUUUGCAAAGCUCAGAAUGUGAAUGUCAAAUUAUAUUUUACGAUCUAUAGUUCCGAAAAGCAAAUUUACAGAUCUUAGAUAUUUCUUGAACGGAAAUACUGUGUCCUAUGAUAUUUAUUACAUCUUUAUAAUGAGAAGACCAUAAAAUUCUUCUAGGUUUACUACCAUUCAAUUCUGACAAAGCCAUUCGAGGGUACUGGUGUUUGUCUUUUUUCCAAAACUUUAAUUAGUUGCGGUAGGCUUUUUUAAGAAUCUUUUACCUGCGUUUUAUACAUGGGAAGUCUCUUGGAUCAACUAAAACAGGUCAUUGAUGUAGAAGUUGAAAAGAAUAGUACCUAAGACUGGUCCUUGGGGUAUUUUUGAUAUAACAGAUUAAAAAUUGGUGUAAACAACAUCUAUUCAAGCCUAUUUAGAGGUGAAAUUUUUUCUUCUUUAAGGACUCAUUGCUAACAAUGAGCCAUUGCGCUACGCAAGCAUCCCAUAAUGCAUUUUUAGACAGUCUGAAAUCAAUUUUGGUUAAUCCGUAGAAGUUUACUGCGAUUGUUUGGUCUCCGUUUUGGUCAAAUACAGUCUUCAUUUUACAGUCGCCAAAAAAAAAGUCAGAUUUUUUCUAUCAAUAGUUUUCUACUUUUUUCAUGGCUGCAAACUUGUCGAUUAUCUCUUCAUAGUCGAUUUCAGUGCUCCUGCAGAGAUUCAGGGUCAUCAGGUUUGACAAGCGAUCAUUAUCCGCGCAUGGACGGAAGCAGUUUUUUAUUAACUUCCUUCUGCUAAACGAGCAUUCUUCGCAAGCUGAGAACACUGGUAGACAGACACAGAUUUGAAGCAGCGUAGAGAAGUUGGCGCUAUGGGGUGUCAUGGGGGAGGGCAGCUGCCCCCCCCCCCCUCCCGAAAAUUCCCAAUUACACCCCGUCGGCAGCCCAAUUUAAGAAAAGAAAAAGAAAGAACUUUCAAAGAACGGACUUAACCUUUUUUAAAAGAAUCAUUAUUAAACUAAAGUUCAGGCUGGUAUUUUGACAUUCAGUAAAAACAGUAUUUAUAUCACCCGCAUGAAUCUAAAAUUUCGCAGUAAGCUUGAACUAGAAAGAAAGGUUAUUUUCCUGAAGAAACCAACAAAAUUAGUCGAAUUAGGGAAAGCUCAAAAUAUCGAGGAUUUUCGUGAGGGUUUUUUAGGAGAUUUUCAAGGGCCUGCGAAUUUUGUUCGAAUUAGUAUGGAAAGUUCGAAUCAGACAGAGCUGACUCUAUUUAGACUAUUUCUACAUAUUAUAUUGAUUUCUUGCCAAUAUUUAUAGCUGAAUGGUUGAUCAUGUGAAAAAAUUGAAUAUGAAAAGAUAUACCUUGAUGAAGUGUCGAUAAGAUGACACUGUCGUCAAUUUCCCACCUUAUCAGAAGGGCUGCCUCCUUGAGAAAGGGUACCAUUUUGGCCUAUUACGAAAAAUGGAGAGUACGGAGAAUGUUACCAUAAAACAAGAGUCGAUAGAUUUGGUUGACCUAGAAGCAAAGAUUGUUGAGCUGUGUAGAGUCAAUCCAAAUGGAAUUCCAGAUGCUUUGGUUCAGCAAGGACUUCCUGGAAUACCGCCCAGACAGAGAGUAACUGCUAUUAAUCGUCUACUUUCAACCGGGCAAAUAGAGCUCCUAAAAAGUGGAAGCACACUGCUUUACAAAUUCAAGGACAGUCAGGCAGCUAGUAAGACUAAGGGCUUUGAAUCGGAAGAAAAGUUAAUUUAUCAAAUAAUAGAAGAUUCUAAAAAUAAGGGAAUAUGGGUCAGGGAUAUACGAUUCAAAUGCAAUCUGCAAAUGACACAAGUGACGAAGAUCGUGAAAAGUCUAGAAAGCAAGAAGCUUAUAAAAGCAGUCAGUUCAGUGGCAGCAGGAAAAAAGAAAGUUUACAUGCUUUAUAAUUUAGAACCAGAUUCAUCAGUAACUGGUGGAGCGUGGUUUAGUGACCAAGAUUUUGAGUCAGAGUUUGUUGAUGUUCUCAAUCAGCAGUGCUACAAAUUUUUACAACAGAAAAGACAAAAAGUUGAAGAAAUGCAGAUAGACCCUCUUGCAAAGCAAAAUGCAUCAUUUGCAUCACCUGGUGAGGUUUUAAAGUAUAUAUCUGAGCUAGGAAUAAGCAAAGUAGCCCUUUCCACAAAGGAUAUAGAGACCAUUCUAAAUACACUGGUUUUUGAUGGUCAAGUAGAAAAGACUGUUGUUUUGGACAAUACUGGCUCAGGUGUACAACAGAAGAAACUUUUUAAAGCAAUGAAGCCCAUUUUACCUGUUGCUGGGUUAAUGAGGGUGCCAUGUGGUGUCUGUCCUGUUGUAAAUGACUGUCAUGAAGGUGGGAAGAUAUCACCUAAUAAUUGUAUUUAUCUCAAAGAAUGGAUGGACUUUUAAUAUUUUUGCCUAGCAUCAUUAAGAUUGAAAAUUAUGUUUAUAUUGUUUCA
Rhopilema esculentum is the source of this 3753-nucleotide messenger RNA. RefSeq lists its product as uncharacterized. NCBI's taxonomy places the organism in Eukaryota, Metazoa, Cnidaria, Scyphozoa, Rhizostomeae, Rhizostomatidae. The record is from RefSeq and is a predicted model, not a curated record.